Messenger RNA from Folsomia candida, 1722 nucleotides. RefSeq names its product piggyBac transposable element-derived protein 4. The transcript is spliced from 3 exons. The record is from RefSeq and is a predicted model, not a curated record. NCBI's taxonomy places the organism in Eukaryota, Metazoa, Arthropoda, Collembola, Entomobryomorpha, Isotomidae. Bases 1 to 1722 code for a protein of 573 amino acids.
AUGGAGGACGGCGAAUCUCAAGACAUGUUUGCAGACUUUGUGGACCAGCUCGAGUACAAUAUUGAUUGCGAUCGGGCUGAAGAUUGUACAGCCGAAGGAUCUGAAGAAGAGACCGAUUCCGGCGAGGAUGAGGAUAUGUCAUCUGAUGAUGAGGAUCUCGUGUCUCCUGAUGAUGCAAUUGGUUCACCAAGCCAAUCGGAAAUCCUCACGACUGCACCUACUACACAAGCGGUACCUUGGAUUUGGACACCAGGGUCUCAUCACACUCCUGAAGUGCAAGAUUUCGAUAAUUUAGCUUCUGGUUGGGCUCACCUUAUCUCAAAUUCAGAUUCAGAACUAGAUUUGUUUCUGAAAAUGUUCGAUGAUGACUGCAGAGAAAUAUGUCUGUCUGAAACCAAUAAGUAUGCUGAUCAAACUGGAAAUUGUCGCACAAAACGAUGGGUGAAAUGGACUGAUGUCACAGAUGGAGAACUUCUGAAGUUUAUUGCUGUCCGGAUGUUGAUGGGAAUAAACAAGAAACCAGAAAUGAAGAAAUUUUGGUCGAAAGAUCCCCUAUUCCAUUUUCCAAUAAUUGGUCAGAUUAUGCCCCAAGACCGUUUCUUCGAGAUUCACAAGAAUCUUCACUUUUGUGAUAAUACUGAGUAUGUGGCUGGAAAUAGACUCUUCAAGAUUCAAAAAAUUUGGGAUAAAGUGAACGCCAACUUCAAGUCUUUUCUCAUACCCCAUAAGAACUUGAGUGUUGACGAAUCCCUCAUUCUCUUCAAAGGAAGGCUCUACUUUCGUCAGUUUAUUCCGAGCAAGCGAUCAAGAUUUGGAAUAAAAACAUACUCCAUAGUUGACGCUGAAACUGGGUUCAUUCUAUUUUCGUACAUUUAUUCUGGCAAAAACGAAGACCUACCAUUCUCGACAAAAGAUUAUGGAUACGGUGGUGCAAUAGUGCUGGAAUUGGCGAAGCAUUAUUUGAACAAAGGGCAUCACAUCUACUGCGACAAUUUCUUUACAUCCCCAAAUCUUGCUCAGUUUUUACUACAAAACAAGACGUAUCUUUGCGGAACUCUUAGGAAAGGAAGAAAAAAUGCAGCAGUACCACCACAGAGAAUGCAACGGGGUCAAGUUGAAGUUUUCUCGGCGAACGGCGUUUUGAACGAAUUUUGGAAGGAUAAGAAAGUAGUGCGUAUGAUCUCAACGGUACAUGAACACAGCAUGGUAGAUGUCGAAAAACGUGAUGGAACAAUUGUUCAAAAACCAAAAAGCGUGGUUGAUUAUAACAAGAAUGCCAGAGGAAUUGACCAAGGAGAUAUGCAAAUGCACUUCAAUUCGACCAAAAGAAAAACAAGGAAAUGGUACAAGAAACUAUUUUUUCAACUAAUUGACAUGUGUCUCUACAAUUCAUUCAGAGUCUUCAAGUACCUUCACGGAAAUGCAAAAUUCUUGGAUUUCCAACUGCAAAUUAUCCGCCAGAUAUUGGACAAAUUUGGACUGAAGAAAACCAUUGUUCAGGUACCAUCGCGAGAUUUGCAGCGCUUAGGGGGCCGUCAUUUUCCUGAAUAUAAUUCAAGUACAAAAGGAAAGACUCAUGGCUCCAGAAAAUGUCAUUUGUGCGGAAUGAAGGAUGUCACGGGUGGCAAACGUAAGGAGACUAGGUUUCAGCUUGAUACGUGUCUUGUUCCGUUGUGCAUUAUUCCAUGUUUUAAACUGUAUCACACGCGUAAAAAUUUAUAA